AUGCACACGUUUUCUAAACAGCUCGGCAUAUUCGUUUUUGUGCUUACGGUAAUCGUGAGUUAUGUACAGGCACAAGGAUAUUAUACAAUAGCAGCACCCGGCUCUAUACGGCCCAACUCUAAAUACACCACACAUGUGAGUGUAUCAGAUGUGCCGAUGAAUGCGAAAAUCGGAAUUACUCUAAAAGGACCACAAAAUUACAUAGAGUUUACAGAAAUCGAUGUGCCGUCGAACUCUGUGCGCAGUGUAACAUUUGACUUGGCCAAUAUUGCAAUGGGCACAUACACUUUAGAAGCCAAGGGGCUGUCGGGAAUUCUCUUCGAAAAUGCAACGAAUUUGGAAUUUGUAGACAAUUUGCCGCGGGCAUACUUGCAAACUGAUAAGGCAAUGUAUAAACAUGGAGAGACGAUACAGUUCCGUGUAAUAUUCUUAGAUCAGUAUUUAUUACCGGCGAAGGUCAACCAACCCCUAUCUGUGCUAAUGAAGGAUUCUGAGAAUAAUCGCAUUCAGCGUUUUAGUGAUAUUGUACUCAAUACUGGCGUCUUCAAGGGAAAACUAAAAUUAGCUGAGUCUGUCGUCUCGGGUAUGUGGUCUAUGGAGGUUUUUCAAGGAGAUAUCAAGUUGGCAGAAAAAGUUUUUGAAAUUAAAGAAUAUGAGCUGCCCUUAUUUGAGGUGGAAUUGGAUGCACCCAGUCAUGUGUCUUUUAAUCAGGAAUCGUUUCUUGUAACAGUACGGGCGCACUACACUUUUGGCAAACCUAUAUCGGGAAACUGUCUAUUAAAGAUCAUCUCAAAGGGAGAGCGACCUCCCAUCGAACGGGAAUUUCCACUGAUUGAUGGAAAAAAAGAACUGUCUCUUCAACUAAGUGAAUUUGGCAAGAAAAUUCAGAGGAUCCAAAUAAAUGCCACCAUAGAAGAUACUGUCACCUUAACCCAGCGUACAGUUUCGAAAACAGUGAGUAUUUUGGCCAAACGUUAUUUAAUCGACACACCGUCAAUGGCGCACGAAUGUGAUGGGCCAAGCGACACAUUCACCUAUCGUGCGCGUAUUACACACCUCAAUGCAACGCCGGUUGAUGUCGAUGAAGAAAUUUAUGUGAAACUCGAUGUGGACGUGAAUGAAGAACCUUCGAAAAUUGUUAGUUAUGCCGAUGAAAAUGGUGAUGUUGAAGCGGAAAUUACGUGUUCAAACUACACUAAUGUCAAUAUAACGAUCGAAUAUAAUGGAGAAACAUCGUUGGGGGAAAUUAAGCUCUCUCAACGAAGUAAUGGCAGUCAAGGUGGAGUCUACGUGAAAACGCAAAAUCCAACGGUGGGUAGCCCUAUGGAAAUACGUCUGGUAGCGCAUGAAUCAUUUUCUAGCUUUGUUUUUGUGAUUGUUGGACGUGGCAAUAUCGUUUAUAAUAAUGUCAUACAAGUGCCCAGCGGCGGCAGCACCCAAACGCAUCAAUUCUCUAUUACACCAACACAUGAAAUGAUGCCAAAAGCGCAUAUUUUUGCUUAUUUUUUCAAAAAUGGCAAAAUGUUCUAUUACGAGACUACAUUUUCAGUAGAAAAGCAAUUUGAAAAUAGUAUUUCCAUUGACACACCUGAAACCGUUAAACCUGGUAGUUUUAUUUCUAUAACUGUGGAUACCGAUCCUAACUCAUAUGUUGGCUUGCUGGGCAUGGAUAAGAGUGUUUUAUUGCUUAGGUCUGGUAAUGAUUUUGAUGCCGAAACGAUACUCAAUGGUUUGGAAACUGUGGUAACAAAAACGCCAGACGCCUAUUUGCCGCCAAACAGCAGCUAUCCUGGCGAAAUUGCCGGUCUCGUAACAAUGACUAAUGCACACUACGAUGCAGAGCUAACACAAACUGCAAUCGAUAUCAGAGCCAGAGCUGCAGCACCUAAGAAACGUGUUCGUCGAAAUUUCUUUGAAACUUUUGCCUUCGAUGAUUUUAUGAGUGUCGAUGGUCAGGAUACAGUCGUGGAGAAAGUACCAGACACCAUUACAUCGUGGGUGAUUACGGGAUUUUCAAUCAACCCGAAAACUGGAUUUGCACUCACAUCAAGUCCAACAAUUUUGCGAACAUAUUUGGAAUUCUUUGUUACAGUUAAUUUGCCCUAUGCCGUAAAAAUAGGUGAAAUAAUUACACUACCUGUAGUAGUUUUCAACUAUCUACAUACAGACACGCGUGCCAGUGUCUCCAUGGAAAUUGAAAAUGAUGAAUUUGAAUUCGUUUCGAAAUUAAGUGAAACAAAGUACACCAUUUCUACGCAUGUGGGUCGCGAAAAAACUAAAACCGUACAUUUUGCAAUACGUCCAAAAGUGACGGGCAUGAUAACUCUAAGAAUAUCGGCAGAAUGUCCUUUCGCCAGCGAUGCGAUCAUUAAACAGCUGCGGGUAGAGUACGAAGGUACCACAAUAUGGAAAAAUAUGGACUUCUACAUUAAUGGAGAAGAGAGUAAAACGGUUCAAUUGAAUGUACCACAAAAUAGCGUACCAGGCUCUGAACAUAUUGAAAUAUCGGUUAUGAACUUUUUAAUGGGCUCUAUGCUGAAUUUAAUCAAUAGCGGUGAGAAUUUCGAUCGACUUAUUAGGAGUCCCACCGGUUGUGGCGAACAAAAUAUGAUUUAUUCGGUGCCGAAUUUAUUGGUGUUGAAAUAUUUACAGAGCACCUCGAUAACGAAUAAAACGCUUUUCGAACAAGCCAAAAGUUACCUCGAAAUUGGUUACCAGCGUGAACUUACCUACAAACUUACGGAUGGUUCGUUUAGUACUUGGGGUCGUAAGCCCGGCAUUACUUGGCUAACGGCAUAUGUGACGCGCAUAUUUAGCGAAGCCAAAUCAUAUUGUUUCGUCGACGAUAGUGUCCUCAAACGCGGAUUCGAGUUUUUAGCCAGCAAACAAGAGGCAGACGGAAGCUUCAGAGAAGAUGGCCGACUAUUGGAUUUCGCGAAUCUUGACAAAUUGAGUGUAACUGCAUCUGUGCUACUUGCCUUUCUUCAAAAUCAACAACAUACAACAGAAAAAUAUGAAAAUAUUGUGAACAAGGGUUUAGAAUAUGUGAAAAAUAAUGUGAAGCAAAGUAGCGACAUGCGUUCAAUUGCUUUGUCUUUCUACGUAUUGCAAUUGUGUGAAGAUCCUAUGGUCACUGAGCUACUAAAAAUAUUGGAAGGAAAAGCAAAGACCAGCGGUAAUUACAAAUGGUGGCAAUAUGCUGAGCAGCCACGUAAUAUUGAUGUUUAUGUAACGGGUUAUAUACUAUUGACAUUGAUGGAAUUGAAAAAACCAAUUGCACCAAUUAUCAAAUGGUUAGUGUUGAAGCGAAAUAGUAAUGGUGGAUUUGCGUCGACCUUCGAAACUGAGGUGGGACUGCGCGCCUUGGCCACCUAUGCCGCCAAGUACAAGGAAAUGGAUAAUAAUUUGAAGAUAGAUGUGCAUGCGCAAGGGCAACUGCUACAAACUUUCGAAGUUGGUGAAAACAGUACAGAUCUUAACAAAAAAAUUCAGCUUCCCAAGCAUAUACGAGAAUUAGAAUUCAACUCAAUUGGCAAGGGCAAAGCAACUUUACAAAUUAAUUAUCGCUACAAUAGCUUGAUACCUGAGAAAACCGUUUUCGAAGUAAACUCCUCGAUCUCCAAUCCAUCGGCUAUAAGAAAAACAUUAGAAAUCUGCGCACAUUUACAUUCCAUUCAUGUGGAACGCACUGGCAUGGCGGUUAUGGAAGUGAACUUGCCGACUAGCGAACAGGUAGCGCCUAAUUGCUGCAACCUCAGCUAUACCAAGCGAACAAAGAUGAUAAAACGGUCAAAAUCGAAUCAAAAACUGGACAUUUACUUCGAGGGAUUCUCAAAGGAUUCUAGUGAUUGUCUACAUAUACCAAUGGUGAAAGUUUAUAAUGUAACAAAUCAAAAAGCUGGUUCAAUUGUUAUUUAUGAUUACUAUAAGAAAAAUUCUAUGGAUAAAUACGUUUAUGAACUUUAG
Molecule: messenger RNA, 3966 nt
Organism: Rhagoletis zephyria (snowberry fruit fly)
Lineage: Eukaryota; Metazoa; Arthropoda; Insecta; Diptera; Tephritidae
Product: pregnancy zone protein-like
Cellular component (GO): extracellular region
Molecular function (GO): endopeptidase inhibitor activity
Source: RefSeq, a predicted model, not a curated record